Molecule: messenger RNA, 2241 nt
Organism: Talaromyces stipitatus ATCC 10500
Lineage: Eukaryota; Fungi; Ascomycota; Eurotiomycetes; Eurotiales; Trichocomaceae
Product: mitochondrial ATP-dependent RNA helicase Suv3, putative
Exons: 2
Coding region: 1-2241 (746 amino acids)
Biological process (GO): RNA catabolic process; mitochondrial RNA 3'-end processing
Cellular component (GO): mitochondrial degradosome
Molecular function (GO): ATP binding; hydrolase activity, acting on acid anhydrides; RNA helicase activity
Source: RefSeq, a predicted model, not a curated record
AUGAAGCAGCCAUGGACACUGCGAGCAGGCGAAUGCCUAUUCUGCUCAUUCCGCUCUAGAUAUGCAUCGGCCGUCACAUUUACGAGACCAUUCACAUCGACUCCACUACUAGAAAGACCCAAAUUAAAGCCUACGUCUCAAAAACCCAGCGGCGGCUUCUCCGGUGGAUUUCGAAUGGCAGUAGAUGCCAAAUUUGACGCGGCGGUCGAAACAGCAUUAAGACAUUUCAAAAACGACCUCUCUCCCUCAGACCCGUUGCUCGAGAAAUGGGACUCGUUCUACCGUCGAAUCACUCAGGCUUCCCGGUUACGACGACAAGGAUUGGAAAAGCCGAAGCCGCACUCAGGCAGUUUGGUGGAUUUAAGGCUACAACUUUUCGAUGCAUACAGAAGAGGUGGUCUGAAAGCUAUAAGGCAAGAAUUGAAGUCCAUGAAAAAUGACAUGUAUUUCGCGGAAAAGUAUGGCAAUCCGCACGCUGAAGAGCAGGCCAGGGCGACCGACCUUCGGUAUCCGGCUGAAUGGUAUCCAUUUACACGCUCGAAACAACGGACGAUCCAUCUACACGUCGGUCCUACCAACUCCGGAAAGACGUACAGAGCCCUGAAGAGACUUGAACAAGCGAAGCUUGGCUUCUAUGCGGGUCCGCUGAGAUUACUUGCGCAGGAAGUCUACACUCGUUUCAGUACUCAGGGAGUACCAUGCAGUUUAGUCACGGGCGACGAAGUCCGUAUUUCAGACGCUACACCACGUAUUAUCAGUAAUACCGUCGAAAUGGUCAGCAUUUACAAAGACUACGAUGUGGGAGUAAUUGACGAGAUACAAAUGAUUGCCGAUCCGGAUCGCGGCUGGGCUUGGACGAGAGCUUUCCUGGGAGCAAGGGCAAAAGAGUUACAUGUUUGUGGUGAAGAGCGGGCAGUGCCGUUGAUCAAAGAAUUGACAACGUUGAUGGGUGAUAAUUUAGAGAUCCAUCGGUACCAGAGACUCAAUCCAUUGCAGGCCGAAGAGAAAAGUCUCAAUGGUGACCUCCGUAAGCUCCGAAAGGGAGAUUGCAUUGUUACUUUCUCCAGGAUAAACAUCCAUGCUUUGAAGAAUGAAAUCGAGAAAUCGACAGGGAAACGAGCUGCUAUUGUGUACGGUGGCCUUCCGGCAGAGAUUCGAACGCAACAGGCAAAUUUGUUCAACGAUCCCCAUAAUAAUUACGACUUCCUGGUGGCGAGUGAUGCCAUUGGUAUGGGUCUCAAUCUGAAAUGCAAACGAAUCAUCUUCCAGACCUUAGUAAAAGGCGGCAAGAACGGUCUCUCAAGGAUUAGCAUUCCUGAAAUAAAACAAAUCGGUGGACGUGCAGGUCGGUAUCGUGCUGCAAACGAGACAGAUCCAAGAGACUCGGAAGAGGAAAAUGUGGGAUUAGUAACGUCGCUUGAGGAUGUUGAUUUACCUUUUAUCAAGCAAGCCUUGGAAUUUGAUCCUCCUCCUUUGACGGCGGCAGGGGUUAUACCUACCGAUGCAAUGUUCUACCGCGUUGCCAGCUAUUUCCCGCCUGACGUUUCCUUCAAGUUUUUGGUCAAUCGGGUUUGCUCAGUAAGUAGAGUUCAUCCGCUCUUUUUCAUGUGCAAAGCCCGCAGUCAGUUGGAGGCUGCAGAGAUCCUUGACCGUUGCGACCGAAUGAGUAUCGAGGACCAACUUGUGUUUAUGGCAUCGCCACUUGGUAAACGUGACCCGGCAUUGCUCGCUUCCGCUAAAGGAUUCAUCCAAUGCGUCGCCCGUAAUACCAGUGGUCGUUUACUCGACAUUCCAGAAUUGAAUUUGGAGAUUCUCGAAGCACCUGUCUCCGGUAGCAGGGAUUAUCUCAACGAACUCGAAAGCCUGCACAAGUCGCUCAUUCUGUAUCUGUGGCUCAGCUACCGCAUGGGAGGCAUAUUCACAGACCGAACUCUUGCCACGCAUGUCAAGGGAAUGGUGGAAGAGCGCAUGAUGCGAGCCUUGACGGAGUUCUCGGCUAAUGCUAAACUACGCAAGGAUGCUUCACGGCGUCGACAGAUUCUUUUAUCGAAACAGAAUAUGCAUGAGGAGCAAUUGCUGGCUAUGUCUGAGGUGAGCGGCGAGCAGUCUGUCGGAGGUGAGGAAGAUUCUUUUGAUGUUCCUAUGGAAGAAGAUGCUUCGUCGACAGAACAUGUUCAUGCCGGAGUACAGGGUACGCUUGACGAGCAGUCGAACGAUAAGACUGCGACGGCCUAUAAUUGA